AUGGCAACGGGUUUAAAGAUGGCAGCUCCUACUGAACGUUUUCAUGUUUUGUCUCAACUGGAUCAUUUACAAUCGAAGUACACUGGUACUGGUCAUGCAGAUACAACACGUUGGGAAUGGCUUGUUAAUCAGCAUCGGGAUACGUAUGCUUCGAUUAUUGGUAGCCGUUUCAGUUCUCCUUUCUCUAACAGCCAUCCAGAUCACCUAACUUUAGUGGCUAUUUGCGAAAAUGAAUCGAGAGCAAAAGUGCGAUUCAAUUUGAUCAAUCAGAUGAUUUCUCCAUGUGGUCCUGCACCAGAGAAAUCAAUGUUGGAUGAUUAA
Molecule: messenger RNA, 321 nt
Organism: Dracunculus medinensis (Guinea worm)
Lineage: Eukaryota; Metazoa; Nematoda; Chromadorea; Rhabditida; Dracunculidae
Source: the annotation of a GenBank genome assembly